UGCUAACCCUCUUCACCAAAGUUUUAAAACAAAAAGACAGCAAGUAUCAGAGGGACUUGGCUAGUGGUGUGUGGGCUUGGAAGAUGAAGCUCCAGCACGUGGCCCUGGGCUCUCUGUCGCUCCUGCUGCUCGUGGGCUGCCUCGGCGGCCUCAAGCCCUCCGGCAUCAACCUGCGCACCUUCGUGGGCUGUGCYGUGCGGGAGUUCACCUUCCUGGCCAAGAAACCCGGCUGCCGGGCGCUGCGCGUCACCACGGACGCGUGCUGGGGCCGCUGCCACACGUGGGAGAAACCAGUGCUGGAACCGCCUUACAUUGAGGCUUACCAUCGUGUCUGCACCUACAACGAGACCAAGACGGUGACAGUGAAGCUGCCCAGAUGUGCCCCCAACGUGGACCCGUUUUACACCUACCCAGUUGCCAUUCGCUGCGACUGUGAUGUCUGUUCCACGGCUACUACUGAAUGCGAGACUGCCUGAGCUCUCCUUUCCCAGGUCUGGCUAGGAGGGGUCAAAUUCUUC
This is a messenger RNA of Nothoprocta perdicaria, 518 nucleotides long. It is a transcript of the gene GPHB5, whose product is annotated as glycoprotein hormone beta 5. Bases 84 to 476 code for a protein of 130 amino acids. NCBI's taxonomy places the organism in Eukaryota, Metazoa, Chordata, Aves, Tinamiformes, Tinamidae. The record is from RefSeq and is a predicted model, not a curated record. Gene Ontology annotation, molecular function: hormone activity. Gene Ontology annotation, biological process: regulation of thyroid hormone receptor signaling pathway; G protein-coupled receptor signaling pathway. Gene Ontology annotation, cellular component: extracellular region; cytoplasm. The transcript has 3 exons.